GCGGGUUUCUGAGUUGUAUUUAUUCGAACGACCGACGCCAGAAUGAAAUUGGCUUCCCUUUGCGCCCUUCUGACAAAAGCAGCUCUUCGCCUUGAAAACUGGUUGUAAAAAAAAAGGGCGCCCGCUCACUCACUCAUAUACACAUACACACACAGAGAGAAAGAGUGGAUAAGAAGCAAGGCAGGGAGGAGAACCAAAACAAAGGACAUAUUUGACAGUGAUAAUCAGCAGAUGCCAUGAAGCUGCUCCGCACCAGAUGUCUGACCUUCAUCGCCAUUUAUUCGCUCUUGCUGCUGAGCAUUUCGUAUCUUUUAGACUGCCGCAACAAGCCGCGGGCUCCGGGCGAGCAGCCGCUCUUUCCCAGGGAGUGCCCGGACGCUUCAGCCCCGGAGGUUUGGGCGGAUUGGGGCAACGCGACCCGGACGGAGGCGGCCAGCGGGAAGGGCAAGCAGCACAUUUACUUGCACGCCACCUGGAGGACGGGCUCGUCGUUCGCCGGCGAGCUCUUCAACCAGCACCCGGCCGUCUUCUACCUGUACGAGCCCAUGUGGCUCAUGUGGCAGGCUCUGUACCCGGGCGACGCCGAGAGCCUGCACGGCGCGGUGCGGGACAUGCUGCGCUCGCUGUUCCGCUGCGACUUCUCGGUGCUGGGGCUGUACGUGGCGGCGGCGGGCCCGCUCACCACCCGCUCCAUCUUCGGCUGGAGGAACAACAAAGUGAUCUGCUCGGCCCCGCUGUGCGGCGCCUACAGCAAAGAGCGGGUCGAGCUGGUGGACGGCAGCGUGUGCGAGCGGCAGUGCGAGGCCCGCCACAUCCAGGAGCUGGAGAGGGAGUGCAGGAGGUACCAGGCGGUGGUCAUCAAGGACGUCCGGGUACUGGACGCCGGGGUCCUGUUCGCCCUCAUGCGGGACCCCUCGCUGAACUUCAAGGUGGUGCAGCUGGUGAGGGACCCCAGGGCUGUGCACAAUUCCCGCAUGAAGUCCAAGCAGUCGCUGGUCAGGGAGAGCAUCCAGGUGCUGAGGAGCAAGAGCAAGAGGUCCCAAAGGGACAACAAGGGCUCCUGGCUCUCCAACAGAGCCCAACGGGCCGAAGCGUACGUCUCCAAAGCCCUGGAGGUGAUCUGUGAGGCUUGGAGCAGGGACCAGGCGCUGGUGAAGCGGUCUCCUGACUGGGUGCGGGCUCGGUAUCUCACCGUCCGCUACGAGGACCUGGUGUUGGACCCCCUGAGCAGCCUGAGAACGCUCUACACCUUCGCCAAUCUGACGGUCACGCCGGCCACCGAGAGCUACGUGUGGAACAUGACGCGUGGCGUGGGCUACUCCUCCGACCGGCCCUUCCUCAUCUCGUCCAGGGAUGCAAAGGAAGCUGUCAGCGCUUGGAAGAAGAGACUGAGCUUGUGGCAGAUCCAGCAGGUGGAAGAGAGCUGUCGAACAGCGAUGAAAAUGCUGGGCUACAGCCCGAGCAGCGUGGACAACACUUAGAGCCCUGCCUAGUUGCACUCAAAGAGACUGAGCUAAGGAAAACUGACCACACUCACACAGUGGAAAUGGGUGCUAUGUAGCGGAGGCUUCAUGUGCUGUGGCUUUUAAAAUAAAACAAAAAGCCAAGAAAACUAGAUUAGAAAAUAAAUGCCUUUGCUUGAUGCAGUGAUGGGUAUAAGUAAUGGACUCUCUGGUUCUCAUGUCGUCAGAACACAUCCAUACUUCACUUGUCCUGCAUUUAUUUGAGUCAAACUCACCUGAGCACAUCAUCUAAGCUGACAGCUGAGUGAGAGAUACCCUUUUUGGAAUGAAAGAUUUAUGCUGGGGCAUCGACACCCACCUGUGCAGGUAGAUCUGAAAUAUCCCAUGACAUUUCUUUUCCCAGAAAGAACAGGGUGCCCUCUCAGAGAAACAAAAGAAGCAAAACCCUACCAGCAGUGGAAAUCAGAACUGGGAACAUGCAGCAGGUCAGCAAUACCUGUGGAAACAGAAACAGAGUUAAUGUUUCAGGUUGGUAACCGUUUGUCUACUGUUGGACCGGUCAAUAUUAAGUUCUUGAACAAUGCCAAAACAGAUCAACAAGUCAGGCAUCUCAUUGUUAUUUGUAUGUAUAACAAACAUUCCAUGUAAACACAAAACGAUAGUCCUCAGAGGGUCAUAAAGAUCUCACAGCUCUAUUUUAAAGAACAUGGAGACUGCCAACAUUUAUUCCUUUAGUUAUUUUAAUCAACCUAUUAUUACACAGCUAUGGAGCAGGUAGAACUUGAACCCAGGCCUCCUGGUGCAGAAACAUUUAUCCCUCCAUCAGUUUCACUAAGGCAAACGAUCUGGUCCUUUCAUAUGGCCUUGCUGUGCAUAAGUUGGUUGUGAUUCUCAACGUCAUCUGUGCUUUGGAGUGUCGUGAAAGGUGUUGCAUAAAGAGAAUUUUUUUCCCCAGUGACUGCCCUUGGAAAAACGUAUUCACUGCUUGUCUGUUUCGUGGAUAUGAUUGGUACUUUAUAAAACUACUUUGUUCAUUUUCAAUUGUCAACAUAAUCAAGUGGUAGGUGAAGUUUAAUGAACUUGAUGAUCUGCUGAUUAAUUGGUUUCCAGCGUGAAGAAACUCUGGUUUAGUAUGGACAUGAACCUGAUAAUUUAGAGUUCAGCUUUUCAUUACCAGUUUUCUCAUAUUUUCAAUACACUUGUCAUCUAAAAACAACUAUUUAAUUAAAAAUGUAAAGAAAAAGAUGUUAAAAAUUAAAGUAUUUACCAACCUGUGUAAUAUUUUUCUUAAGUUGAGUACACACACACAUAUUUUGCAAUGCUUCUAUUUUUGUACAAACACUAUAUUGAUUGUAAAUAUGUAAAAGCAUAUCCAUGCAUUACAAUUAUCAACUAGCAUGAAUUGUGGAAACAUUGUUUGAUGUUUGUGAUCAUGUGUUUCUUAAAGAGGCAGCUCCCUCCCCAAAUCCCUCACUCUCCUACCCUACUUCAAUCAUAUUUUGUUUCAUCUCCUUCAUUCUUGACUGGUCAAGGCUUGAUGUAACAUUUCACUUUUGUAAGCGUUAUAGAGUCAUAUGAUACGGAAACAGAUCUUUGGUCCAACUAGUCCAUGCCGACCAUAAUCCCAAACUAAACUAGUCCCAUCUGCCUGCACUUUGCCUGUAUCCCUUCAAACACUUCUUUAAACGUAACUGUACCUGC
Molecule: messenger RNA, 3164 nt
Organism: Rhincodon typus (whale shark)
Lineage: Eukaryota; Metazoa; Chordata; Chondrichthyes; Orectolobiformes; Rhincodontidae
Gene: chst7
Product: carbohydrate (N-acetylglucosamine 6-O) sulfotransferase 7
Exons: 1
Coding region: 237-1481 (414 amino acids)
Biological process (GO): N-acetylglucosamine metabolic process; carbohydrate metabolic process
Cellular component (GO): Golgi membrane
Molecular function (GO): chondroitin 6-sulfotransferase activity; N-acetylglucosamine 6-O-sulfotransferase activity
Source: RefSeq, a predicted model, not a curated record